Molecule: messenger RNA, 4036 nt
Organism: Sinocyclocheilus anshuiensis
Lineage: Eukaryota; Metazoa; Chordata; Actinopteri; Cypriniformes; Cyprinidae
Gene: nlrp12l
Product: NLR family pyrin domain containing 12-like
Exons: 13
Coding region: 51-3488 (1145 amino acids)
Molecular function (GO): protein binding
Source: RefSeq, a predicted model, not a curated record
GAAACCUUGGACAUUAAGUUUAACUUAAGAAAAAGGUCAACUGCAUUUUAAUGAAUCUGCCAGAUUUAAGCACUCCAUGGACAGUCUCACAAAAACAGCACAGCCAUGCUUCUUUAAAAAGUGCUAAUUCUAUGUUGGAUCCAAUUGAUUUGAAAAGAGAACCUCUUUUUUCAGUACAAAGGUUUGAUAAGCAGAGAAAGCUGAAUGAUGUGUCGAACAAAAGCCAGGCAUCAAUGACUGAACCAAUUUCUUUCGAUUUUGAAGACUUUGCCACUGAGCAACAGUCUCACAAGAACAAUAUUCCUGAAUUAACAGUCCAUUCCAAUUCAGCCAUGAAGUGCCAACAAGAAUAUAAAUCAAGACUGAAAGCCAAAUUUCAGUGCAUUCGCAAUGACAUGUCCAAACAAUCACAUCCCACGUUCCUGAACGACAUCUUCACAGAGCUUUUCAUCACUGAAGGGGAAAGUGAGAAUGUCAACAAAGAACACGAGGUGAGACAGAUUGAGACAGCGUUGAGGAGAAAAACCACAGUGGACAUUCCAGUCAAAUGCAAUGACAUUUUUAAACACUCGUCUGAAGAAAACAGACCCAUCAAAUGUGUGCUGACUAAGGGUGUUGCAGGCAUUGGGAAAACAGUUUCAGUGCAGAAAUUCAUACUGGAUUGGGCUGAGGGCAGCGCUAAUCAGGAUAUCAAGUUUGUGUAUCCGCUUCCAUUCCGAGAGCUGAACCUGAUGAAAGGGAAACAUUUCAGCUUGAUUGAGCUUUUCCAACACUUCAAAAUGGAAACGGGCUCUGGAGAUAAUCACGAAAACCAAAAAGUUCUCUUUGUCUUUGACGGUCUGGAUGAAUGCCGCUUUCCUUUGGAUUUCCAGAAUAACGGAAAGUUAAGUAACCCAACUCUGCCAGAUUCUAUUGACGUUUUGCUAACCAAUCUCAUCAGUAACAAUCUGCUUCCUGAUGCCCUCAUUUGGAUAACAUCUCGACCAGCAGCAGCCAGUCAGAUCCCUCUUGAGUAUAUCGACCUGGUGACUGAAGUUCGAGGGUUUAAUGACCCACAAAAGGAGGAAUACCUCAACAAGAGAAUCAAUGAUAAACACCUCUCUGGUCGUAUCAUCACGCACUUAAAGUCGUCAAGAAGUCUGUACAUCAUGUGUCAUAUACCAGUCUUCUGUUGGCUCUCCGUUACGGUGCUAGAGAGAAUGUUCAGCACAGCAGAAGAUGAAGAAAUCCCCAAGACUCUUACUCAAAUGUACACACACUUCCUUCUCAUCCAAUCCCAUGCGAAAAACAUGAGAUACACAAAAGAGUACAACCCAGGCCCGGAGGAUGAAGAAAUUAUUUUAAAGCUAGGUAAGCUAGCCUUCCAACAACUGAAAAAUGGCAAUCUGAUAUUCUAUGAGGAAGACCUGAUGGCCUGUGGGAUUGAUGUGAAGGAGGCAGUGGUGUACUCAGGAGUUUGCUCACAGAUCUUCAGAGAGGAAUCUGCAUUAACCGAGAACAAAGUCUACUGCUUCAUCCAUCUGAGCAUUCAGGAGUUUUUGGCAGCCAUGUAUGUGUAUUAUAUGUUUAAGGUCCACCACAGCAAUGUUCUUGAUCAUGAAGAGCAUCAAGAGCUUACCGAGACCACCUUCUUUGAAUUGCAUAAGAGUGCCAUUGACGAGGCUCUAAAGAGCGAGAAUGGACAUCUGGAUCUUUUUCUCCGCUUCCUUCUGGGACUUUCCUUGGAGUCCAAUCAGAGCCUUUUACAAGGCUUGCUUUCUCAGUCUGGUAGCACAGACUGUCAAAGCAUUGUGGAAACCGUGGAAUACAUCAAGAAAAUGAUAGAGGAGACGUCCGUGCCAGAAAAGUCCAUAAAUCUCUUCUACUGUCUCAAUGAACUCAAUGAUCUCUCUUUGGUCAAGGAGGUCCAGAGGUUCCUGAACUCAGGGCAUUUUUCUAAACUUUCCCCUGCACAGUGGUCUGCUUUGGUUUUUGUGUUACUGACAUCAGAAGAGAAGCUGGAUGUGUUUGACCUGAAGAAGUAUAUCAGAUCGGAUGAAGGCCUCACCAGAUUGUUGCCAGUGGUCAAAGCUUCAGAAACUGCGCUACUGGAUAAUUGUGGACUUACUAUGAGAUGCUGUAGAACUCUUGCCUCCACUGUAGGCUCUAGCUCUUCUAAUGUACGAGUGCUAGAUCUGUGCAGUAACUCCAUUGGAGACAAAGGACUGGAGCUUCUGACAGCCGAACUGGAAAACACACAGUGUAAUUUAGAGGAACUGAGGCUCUCAUACUGCAGAAUCACCACACGCGGCUGCUCUGUUCUUAAAACAGGACUGCUUCCAAACCUUCCAAACCUUAGGGUGCUGGACCUGAGUGAAAACAGUCUGAGAGAAGCAGGAAUUAAGAUCUUGGCCAAUUACAUGAAGCAUCAGCACUGUAAACUUGAGAUAUUGAGACUUAAGGACUGCAGAGUUACAACUCAAGGCAGCAUUGCAAUAGCCUCAGCUCUACUGUCCAACCCGUCACACUUAAGAGAGCUCGAUCUGCACUGGAAUAACCCAGGAGAUGAUGGAGUGGAGAAGCUUUCAGCUGUAAUACAGCAUCCACUCUCACAGCUUGAAACACUUUGGCUAAGUUACGGUUUGCUCACUGAGAAAUCCUGUCAGUCUUUGGCUUCGGCUCUGAGGUCCAGCGUCUCUACUCUGAAAGCUUUAGAUCUGAGUGGCAACACAAUCUAUGAUGAAGCGGUGAAAAUGCUCUCAAAUGGACUUGGGAGCCCUCACUGUAAAAUAGAGAUUUUGAGGCUGGCAUUGUGUGAGAUCACAGAGGUGGGUGUUGAUGAUUUGGCCUCAGCUCUUGUUUCUAACCCAGCUCAUCUGAGAGAGCUGGACCUGAGACAGAACCACAUAAAAGAUUUUGGUGUAUCAAGACUCGCUGAAGUGGUGAAGAUUUCCAACUGUAGGCUGGAGACGUUAUGUUUAGGAGACAGUGGGGUCACAAAGGACGGUUGUGCUGUCCUCGCUGCCGCUCUAAACUCAAACCCGUCGUAUCUGAGAGAGCUGGACCUGAGCAGUAAUGAGCUCACAGACGCAGGGAUGAGGCUCCUUUCUCCUGUCCUGAGGAAUCACAGCAGCAACAUUAUGAAAUUAGAUUUGAGUCAGUGUGGUUUAACCAUGGCCUGCUGUGAUUCACUGGCUGCAACUCUUGAAGAAAAAUCCUCAAGUCUUAGAGAACUGAAUUUAGGAGUAAAUAAUCUACAAGAUCUGGGAAUUGAAAUCCUCUGUGCUGGACUGGAAAAUCCACAUUGUCAGUUGGACUCUUUAGGGCUGUCUAACUGUGGGGUCACAGGGGAAGGUUGCACAAUUUUAGCCUCUGCACUGAGAUCUAAGCACUCACUUUUAAGAGAGCUAGACCUGACUGAAAACAAACUUACAGAUUCAGCCGUGAGGCCACUAUCAGUCUUGCUAGAUGAUCCAGACUGUAAGCUAGAGAAACUUAUCUUGUAUUAAAAUCAGGCCUGUUUGUACCACAGCACACAUCAACAUUUGAUGAAAGUGUAGCAGAAUGCUGCCAUACCUUACCACUGAUGACUGCACUUCUUCAUGUUGGUAAUUUAUAUGAUGCUUUCAGAUGUUUUAUUUUUACAUUUAUAUUACACUAUUAUAUUCUAGUACGAAUUACUGAGCAGAUAAUUCAAUUGCACUGCAAUAGUGUUGGUUAUACAAAGCCAUGCUUUCCAUUUGAUACUAAUAUGUACUAUGUAGAGUUACUAGUUGACUGAUGCACUGCUGUUGUUUUCAAAAGAUGGGCCAAGGUGUGCAAUGCAUGUUUUUUUUUAUUUUUUAGAACUCGUAAGAAAAGGCUCAGAACCUCUUAACUGUAAAGGUCAUUAACACACUAUUUCCACUGCACUAUGCAAACACUGUGUCAUUACAAGAUGUAGCUCUAAAGCAAUCAGGAAGGUUGUUUGCAUAAAUUUAAUUGGCUAUGUAGUUUAAAUUAAUGCUAUCUUUAUUUUUUAAUGUGUGGUAAGACAUUUAUAAUGUAAAACCUUAAG